This is a messenger RNA of Homalodisca vitripennis (glassy-winged sharpshooter), 3384 nucleotides long. It is a transcript of the gene Fibp, whose product is annotated as acidic fibroblast growth factor intracellular-binding protein. The record is from RefSeq and is a predicted model, not a curated record. NCBI's taxonomy places the organism in Eukaryota, Metazoa, Arthropoda, Insecta, Hemiptera, Cicadellidae. The coding region runs from base 194 to 1267 and encodes 357 amino acids. The transcript is spliced from 8 exons. Gene Ontology annotation, cellular component: nucleus.
UCUUUUGAUCCUGUGCGAUUGCAUUACAAUACUGAUUGAUGUACCGCCUUGUUGGGGUUUGUUUUUGAGCUGUGUUGUGAAUGGCUAGGUUAGGUGAAAGGAACAUAAAAGUUUUCAAGUAUUUGAAUUCAUCUAAACGCUUUGUAGCGUCAGUUUAGUGCAGUAUUUUAAAUUUAGCUCAUAUACUGUUGAAAUGAUUGCUGAAGUGGACGUUUUUAUAAGUAAUUAUACUCUUGUAGAUCCAGAAGUUUACCAGUUAUGGGUGGAUGGAUGUUCAUCACUGGAGGCUGUAACCGCUCUGCAGCAACAGAGUGUGAGAGAGAAGUCGACUACGGCAGUAGAGUUGAUAGCGUCAGACGUGCUGGAUCACUACAGAACCUACAGCUUGUUGGAGAGACUGCUUCACAACCCUCCAAAACUCGCAGAGCAGCUCGCUUUCCAGAUUGAACCUCAGACCAGACAGCUUUUAAUUGAGAAGUACUAUGAAUUUGACAACACAGUUAUACGAGAGUUGUUGGGGAAAAAGCUAACAUCGAGACAUAGAAAGGAUCUUGAUGAAGUCAGCGAAAAAACUGGUGUUUCGCUUAAAUCUUGCAGGAGACAGUUUGACAAUGUGAAGAGAGUAUUUAAGACUGUGGAAGAGUUGCAGGGCUCUGUUGUCACCAACAUUAAAAACCUCUUUCUCUUACCUGAUGAACUUGCAAGGCGAUACGGUGCAGUCGUGUUCAUUGCUUGCAUGCGCUUUGAAACUGGUAAGCGGAAAUUACAGUAUCUGUCAUUCCCUGAUUUCUACUACUGCGCACUGGCCAUAAUGACACACUGGACAUACGCAGAGAGCAGCCCCGACUUCGAUGACACGGAUCUGGACCGUGAGUUCCUGCUGGACCUCAGAGAACUCAGAGUUCUCCUUGAUAAGGAAAAGGAGCACAAACAUUUGGUGUGCAUCCGGCUGAAACCUCAGCUGCUGGAGCGUUCGUAUCAGGAACUUGAAGGAAACUUCCGAUCUUACUCCCGAGCUCUCAUUGGCCUUGCGUGCAACCUUCACAGAUCUCGGGAACUGAGGGGUUUGUUCAUAGACUUACUGGAGAGAUGUGUUGAGCCUUGGCGUCAGGUUUCAUGGUCGCAGACAGAUCUGCGGAACUUCCUCACUGCUUACUACCAGUGUGCUCUGGAAAUGGACAUUUUAAGGGAAGCAGAAGUAAAGUUGGCAUGGGAACGAUUCAUGAAUGUUGUGACAAAAUGUCUUCUGAGGAUGUAUCACUCCUAGCUAUCAUCUGCCUCUGCAACGUCAGGUUUUGUGCCGACAAGGAGACUUUCAUUGAGAAAUAAUGGGAAAAAACAAUUGGAAUUUCAAAUCAGAAAUGAACAAACUUAAGUGAAUUGUUGGACAUUACGAAUUUGUUCAUUGCUUGUGUAUAAGCUCUGGAUCUCUAUUUAAAAUCAUGUUCAGAAUUAGAACAUAUCUAAAUUUCAGGCUAAAAUUAAGAUAUUUUGCUUCACAAAUGAUGAUCACCUGAAACCGCAACCCAAAUCUUGUAUUGCCCUGAUAUAUACAGAAUCUCAGAUGUCUUUGAAUCUUACUUAAUUUUAACACUUUCACUGCCGUCUCAUAAUUGUGACAACUUUCUUGCACUGCCGUCCGUUUUAAUGAUUUUUAAAUAAAUAUGUUUUAAUCAAUUAUAAGAAGACCACUGGACUUUAAAGCUGAGUUCUUCCUCUUUCCACAAAAAUGCUCAUGCAUAAAUAUUAUCAAACAGAAAGUCUUAUUUUUUAACUUAAAAAUAUAAUGUUUUUUGUAAAAAAAAAUAAAAAGUUGAGCAAAAAACAUCACCAUGUAGGCUACCUAUUCUAUGACAUAAAUAUAUUUCUCAUUGUUUUCUGCGUUCAGCAAUGUCAUUACUGUCACUAUAACUACACAUAUGUACAAUUAAAAUCCACUUAUGUUUCAAACAUUAAAAAAAAAGUUUUUUAGUGUGGAGGCCUAACCAUCAUCAAAAUCUUCAUCAGAAACUGAAAAUAAACAAUAAAUUGUAAAAUUCUGUAAUAAGCCAAUUAUUUAUAAAACAAGAAUACAAGUUUUUAUUACUAUUUUGGUUACAUUUGUUAUUUGAGUGAAAAAAAACAAUGUCCACAAGUCUAUCGGUAGUAAAAUCAGGAUCAUUAUCCGUGUCAUCUUGGAAUAAAUCGUCACUUUCUAGCACUUAAUUGUCUUCAAUAAUCACAAUAGUCACGAUCCAUUGUAUUUACUCACAAAACAAUCGUUGUAAACUAAAGUGAUAGCAAGCAAAACAAUAACAAUGCAAACGGCGAAUUAGCAGAACGACAGCAAACGGCCGACGGGACGUGACGAGUUCGUAAACAAACCACUUUUUUCCGAUAUUCCAGAUGACUGCCAACAACAUUUCAUAGAUCACAAUCAAUAGAGUAAGAAAUAAAAACAUAUGGAAAUAGCGAAUGAUUAUCAGUACCGAAGCCAAAAUACGUUUAAAUCACUGUAAAAGUCGGCGUCGUCAAAAGACGUUGGCAGUGAAAGUGUUAAGAGUUUUGACCCUAUUGAUGAUUUUCUUGAGUACUUAAGACUGAUUGCAAAAAUUCCUUGUAGAAUUAAUUCGCACAGUAUUAACAGCAAAUUAUAGUUUGUGUCAAAUUCUAUCGCAGUACAUAUUUUAAAAUCUGUAUACUACUUUAAUUUCCUACUUUUAUCAACUCGUGUUUGACACAGACACAGGUUUCAGGUGAGUUUCUCUCAAUCCUCUGCAGUAUGUACAGAUAUAAUGAGGGAUAUAAUUUUUGAUAAAAAAUCUGGAGUUUCCUCCUAUUUCUCUUUAGUAGUAACCCUCAGUAUGGUGAACCGAGCCUUGUGUAUAUUGUCAAGUCUGGUGUUGUAACCAAAAGCAAUCUAUAGACUUUAUCAUUUUUAUUCUAUGUAUAUAUUGAAAUACUCACAAUUAGUUGUUAAUGAUAAGACUUCCAAAUAUGGUAAUGUAAAUGACGGGUUAGGAAAAUAACUAUAUAAAAUACUCUAUUGCAAUAUCGCUUGUUACAUAUACAAUGAAUCGUAGUAAUAGUAUUGAAGACUAAUAAUGCAUGCUGUUAUUAUUUAUUUAUGUUUAACUUUCCUAUUACUAAUUUUAAUGCAUGGUGUAUGAUAUCAGUUUAUGUUUAUUUUUGUUACACAUGUUUUAAAUGUUAAUAAUCAAUACUGUAUUUAUCGUAUUUAAGAAUGAUUUUGAUGGAUGUAAUAAUUUUUAGUGUUAAAGAUUAAUUGUAUUUUAGUUGUAAUUUUAAGUAAUUAGUUAUUAAGAUCAUCGAUUUAAUUGAAUUGCAGCUCAUUAAUUUUGUUAAAAGUAUCAAGUUAAAAUAUCAUUACAUGUUUGAAAGAAA